AUGGACUCUGGAGAUGAGAAUAUAGAGGUUGAAGGAAGGGAAGGUUCAGAUACUUCCAGUAAAGAGGACGUUGAUACCUCUAAGGUGCUACAGGGUAUAGUCCGCCAGGUUAAGGCAGAGAUGAAGAAAGAACCUAAAGAACAAAACUGUCCACCUGUAGGUCAGGACUGUAGCAUUAAGGAGUUUAUGAGGAUGAACCCUCCGACCUUUGUGGGAGGAGCUGAUUUAGUGGCUGCAGAUAAUUGGAUAACCAUUGCAGAAUAUGCAGCAAAAUCUGUGGAGCUAUCACGCUUCACACCAUUUCUGAUUCCGAACGAGGCAAGGAAGGCCAAGAAGUUUAGGAAAGGCCUGAGGCACAGAAUUUAUGAGCUAGUGGUGGGGUUUCAGGUUCAUACUUUCUCAAAAUUAGUUGAUAAGGCUUCGGUGCUAGAAAAGAGUAUCCAGAGCAGCACAGAGCCUUCAGAGCAGAAGAAGAGGCCUCCACCAUCUAGUUUUCAAGCUGAGGUUAGUCAGGGAUCAAGGAAGAAAAGGAAAGAGAUAGUGGACUUCGUAUGCCAGAAAUGUAAUAAAAGGCAUAGGGGCGAAUGCUAG
Messenger RNA from Malania oleifera, 591 nucleotides. RefSeq lists its product as uncharacterized. NCBI's taxonomy places the organism in Eukaryota, Viridiplantae, Streptophyta, Magnoliopsida, Santalales, Ximeniaceae. The coding region runs from base 1 to 591 and encodes 196 amino acids. The transcript has 2 exons. The record is from RefSeq and is a predicted model, not a curated record.